AUGGGGCGGUACUCGGGCAAGACCUGCCGCCUCCUCUUCAUGCUGGUGCUCACCGUCGGCUUCUUCGUGGCCGAGAUAGUGUCGGGCUACAUGGGCAACUCCAUCGCGCUGGUGUCCGACUCCUUCAACAUGCUCUCGGACCUCAUCUCGCUCUGCGUGGGCCUCUCCACGGGGCGCAUCGCCCGCCGCAGCCGCCGCGGGCCCCGCGCCACCUACGGCUACAGCCGCGCCGAGGCGGUGGGGGCGCUCAGCAACGCCGUCUUCCUCACCGCCCUCUGCUUCACCAUCUUCGUGGAGGCCGUGCUGCGCCUCGCCCGCCCCGAGCGCAUCGACGACCCCCAGCUGGUGCUCAUCGUGGGCGCCCUCGGCCUCGCCGUCAACCUCGUGGGGCUCCUCGUCUUCCAGGACUGGGCCGCCUGCUGCCGCUGCCGCCGCCCGCCGCCCCCCGGGCCCGAGGGGGCCCCCGCCGCCGCCGCUUUGAAUGCAGGUGAGUCACCAAAUGACCAAAAGAGGCCUGAGGAGAGGUCUGAGAGGAAAACAGAGAAAAAGUCUGAAGCCUUGAACAUCAGAGGUGUUCUUUUGCAUGUUAUGGGAGAUGCACUUGGAUCUGUGGUUGUGGUAGUUACAGCUACAAUCUUUCAUGUGCUUCCUCUGAGUGCUGAUGCUCCAUGUAACUGGGAGUGCUACAUCGAUCCAAGCCUGACAAUAAUUAUGGUGCUCAUCAUUUUGUCUUCUGCAUUCCCGCUUAUCAAAGAGACCUCGAUUAUUUUAUUGCAGAUGGUUCCCAAAGGUGUUAAUAUGCAGCUACUGACUGACAGACUAGCUCAUGUGCCAGGGGUUAGCAGCCUCCAUGAGGUGCAUGUCUGGGAGCUUGCAGGUGGGAAGAAUAUUGCUACUCUUCAUGUCAAGUGCCAAACCGCUACGGAUUACCAAGAUGCUGCUUAUAGAAUACGGAAGGUUUUCCACGAAGCAGGGAUCCAUUCUGUGACCAUCCAGCCGGAGUACCUUGACCACAAGACCUCCCAGCUCCUGUGCAGCUCACCCUGCAUCUCAAAAGCAUGCGACUCUCAGCUCUGCUGCAGUCAGCAGGAGGCAUCGCUCCCCCAAAUCAAUGGCUAUACUGAGAAAAAUGAUAGUUGCCUCUCUGCGCCACAUAAAGACAAUGGUUCAAGUAAAAAUGAUACCGAAAUCCCUAUUGAGUACCCGCUGACAGAGGAUAGCGUUAAAAACCUGAAAAAUUGUACAAUGUCUGAUGACAAAUCGCAGUUGAGCAGCACGCGAUUUUAAGCGGUUCACUCUGCAUAAUCUUCCCUUAGAACAAAAGUAUCCUGGCUGAAAAGUGGGCCAUCGCGGGUUGUAGCUGAAGCUGGUGUGGCAAAAAGA
This is a messenger RNA of Rhea pennata, 1383 nucleotides long. It is a transcript of the gene SLC30A10, whose product is annotated as solute carrier family 30 member 10. Gene Ontology annotation, molecular function: zinc ion transmembrane transporter activity. Lineage: Eukaryota; Metazoa; Chordata; Aves; Rheiformes; Rheidae. Bases 1 to 1287 code for a protein of 428 amino acids. Gene Ontology annotation, cellular component: membrane. The transcript has 4 exons. Gene Ontology annotation, biological process: intracellular zinc ion homeostasis; detoxification of zinc ion; zinc ion transmembrane transport. The record is from RefSeq and is a predicted model, not a curated record.